UAAGAAGCGUAUGGAAGUACAAAUUUGUGGGUAUUGGCAUGGCCUCCGCUGUCCUGGUUCGGUUCUAUUUGCCUCUAGUAAUUUCCUGCACCGAGUACGAGUUUAUUCCAUAGUAAUGGUCGUAUUUGGUAUUGGCAUUAUGCCGAUCAAGUAUUUAACCUACUCGGUUAUACCUUUUGCACAUUUUUAAAGGUAGGAUGCCCCCAAAGUUUUGAUGCUUCACAGGUCACGGCAUCAAAUCGUAAACGAUGCUUUUACAAUUGACUAUAGCCAUUUUGGCAGGCAUUGCCUGCGGUCGGCCCGCGUGCUGGUCAAUCGGUCAGCCGGUAAACACCUCCAGUGGGCCAGUUAUCGGCCAUGGCGCGGACUGGAAGCCAGAAGUUUCCGAGUAUCUUGGAGUUCCAUACGCCGAACCACCGGUCGGAGAACUACGAUUUGCUGCGCCGAAACCUUUCAAAGGGAACAAGUCAAUCACCGCGACUACAUUUGGUUCGUCAUGCCCGGAGAAUAUUGGUGGUCCGGCUAGUACAAUGACGGACGUUGAUGAGGACUGCCUCACUCUAAAUAUCUGGACGAAGCCACAGGUGGGAGAAAAAUCCAAGGCAGUCAUGAUUUGGAUAUAUGGGGGUGGGUUCGGAUCAGGGAGAUCCUCUACGCCGCUCUACAAUGGCGCUCGUCUUGCGGACGAACACGAUGUCGUCGUAGUUAGCGUAAACUACAGAGUCAACAUCUACGGAUUCCCUCGGGCCCCUUUUAUCCCGGAUCUGAAUCCUGGUCUUUUAGAUCAACGUUCCGGAGUUGAGUGGGUGAGAGACAACAUUGCGCAAUUUGGAGGAGACCCAAAGCGAAUUGUUCUGUUUGGUCAAUCUGCCGGAGGCGGAUCAGUGGAUAUGUAUUCGUUUGCAUAUCCACAAGACCCUAUUGUGUACGGUCUCAUCUCUCAAUCAGGAGUUGCUGCAAAUUCAGUCGGCCCCCCACAAAACACGUCCUCGGCUUGGUGGGAAUCUAGCCGUAGCCUUGGUUGCGGUGGGAUUGAAGCUGGUAAGAGUACCUUGGCGUGUAUGAGAUCAAAAUCCUGGCAAGAAAUAACAGACAGCGUUCCAAGACGAGGGGUGAGUGCGAAUAUUGGUGCUGGUGGAUUUGGACCAACCCUGGAUAACAAGACGGUGCUCCCUGAUUACAACGGGCGAAGAGCCAAAGGCAUCUUUGCGAAGAUUCCGAUGCUUGUGGGAAACACCAACUACGAGAAAGGCUUCUAUGAGGAUCUAGCCAGACAAAGGAAUGAGACGCUACCGGCAACUUAUCGCCCUCCAGAGUUAGAUGGUUGCGGAACUCAUGCUGCGGCACUAUCGUACAGGAACGCUGGGAUCAAUGCCUGGAGAUAUCUCUACGCAGGAACAUGGGGCAACGAUACUGCCCCAGGAGCAGGUCAUGGCGCUGAAAUUGCGCUUGUGAUGGGCACGAUCGAUCAUCCCACGCGAAAUAACAGCACACCCGAAGAAGCUAAGCUCAGUCUGCGCUUAAGACGCGCAUGGACUGCAUUUGCCAAAGAUCCUGUAAAUGGUCUAGUCAAACUGGGAUGGCCUCUGUAUGACGAAAAUAGCGAGGAUCCCACAUUGAUUCGACUCGGUGGAAGAAACUCGGCCCGUAUCGUUUACGAGCCGCGAUCUAAGUAUGAUCGCUGUCCUUCAUCUCCAUAAUUGAGAGCAAUGGGCCAAUAAACGAGGAGACAAGAACGCUAACGCCAAAAGAGGGAAUUUUCGAGGUGGCCUGCAAAACUAUAAGGGGUUGAUUAAAGUUGAGGGAUUUCGUCGAAUUUUGGUAGG
Messenger RNA from Eremomyces bilateralis CBS 781.70, 1826 nucleotides. RefSeq names its product alpha/beta-hydrolase. NCBI's taxonomy places the organism in Eukaryota, Fungi, Ascomycota, Dothideomycetes, Eremomycetales, Eremomycetaceae. The coding region runs from base 249 to 1700 and encodes 483 amino acids. The record is from RefSeq and is a predicted model, not a curated record. The transcript has 4 exons.